Messenger RNA from Racocetra fulgida, 139 nucleotides. The record is from the annotation of a GenBank genome assembly. NCBI's taxonomy places the organism in Eukaryota, Fungi, Glomeromycota, Glomeromycetes, Diversisporales, Gigasporaceae.
GCAUGCUAGACCCCAUAGUAUAGAAAAAUCAGAUGACAAACGACAUGCCCCAAAAGGAAAAUACAUAGUUAAUUCCUUCUCUAGAAUCAGACCUUUACCAACGACAAAGUUAGGGAGCCCGAAUAGAGAACCUGGAGUG